GUAACAGUGUAUCUUUGUCCCUUGUUCGAAAGAUUUGCUCUGAAGUAAAAACAUUUUAGCAUGAAGUUCUGGAACACAUGCACAUGACUGCCUUUUGCUCUUCGGUAUCAAAGUCUUCAACUAUCCAAUAAGAAUCGAUCCACCGACAGCAUAAGAUUGGUUGUCAUAUCCAGUCGUAGGUGUAGUUCUCCUAGAAAAAUGUCGGUCCAUGAAUCCGCAGUUAAACUUGUUUUUGUCACAGGCAGUCUUUGUUCUCUUCUUGGCGUAUGUGUAAAGAAAGGUUUACCGACGGCACCUGGUCCUGAUAAUCAAGUAGGGAGCGAGGACUGCCAUAAAAGCUGAGUUUCGAUUUUCCACUCGAACAUCUGCUUGGAGAUUAUGCACUCGCCUCCUGUAUUAUCACAGUGCAGCAGCAGUCCUAGCGGCGACUCAGCUUAUUGCAGCCUUUCCCUACCGUGUGCACCGACCGAGUAAUAUCAACCACCUGUUACAAACUGUUAGUAACUUGGUCGUUUAACUGACAACGGUGAUGUAGACUACAGUCAUACGGAAACUCCAAUUUUAGUUACUCAUUCAAGCACCCCAGCCCAGCCAUGCUGGAGUUGGUUGUAUCCGGAUUUCUGCUGGUCCUGUUGGUGCAGGUAGUGAGACUGUUCCUGUCUGAUGGAGACCUCUCACUCAUGUGGUACGAGAGGUUUGGAAAGACUCCAGACCAGCUGGCAGGUAAGGUGGUGUGGAUCACAGGAGCGUCCAGCGGGAUAGGAGAGGCGCUGGCUGUGGAGCUCAGCAGGGCAGGGGUUAAACUGGUGCUGUCUGCCAGGAGGGAGGACGAGCUCAGGAGAGUCAAGCAAACAUGCCUGGGGACCGGGAAAGUUUCUGACAGUGACGUGCUGGUUUUACCACUGGACUCUGUUGCCUUUGACACCCAUGCUGGGUGUGUGGAGCAGGUUCUAGCUCACUUUGGCAGAAUUGACGUCCUGGUGAACAACAGUGGGCGCGGUCAGCGGUCAGUGUUCUGGCAGACAAGCCUGGCCGGUGACAGGCACAUCUUUGAGCUGAAUGUCCUGGGGCAGGUGUCGCUGACCAAGGCUGUGCUUCCUCACAUGAUGGAGCGGGGGGAGGGGCAGAUCAUGGUCACCAGUAGCCUGUCAGGGAUCAUACCCACACCAGCGGGGUCUGCCUACAGUGGGAGCAAGUUCGCUGUUCAUGGCUUUUUCGGAGCCUUGCGAGCUGAGUUACACUCGUACGAUAUAAACAUACUCCUGGCCUGUCCUGGACCUGUGAUAUCCAACGCUGGAAAGAACGUACUGGUGGGAGAACCAGACAAGACUUCCACAUUAGAUCCUACAAAGGACCCCUUGCAUUCCAAUGACAUGCCAACGGCCCGUUGUGCCAGACUUCUGGCAGUCGGCAUGGCUAACAGGCUGGAUGAGAUCUGGGUAGCGAGGCACCCGUACCUGUUAUAUCCUUACCUCAGAAGCUACCUGCCAGUGCCAGCCCUGGAAAGGAGGAUGUCCAAAACUUUUGCCAAGCGUCGAAUGAAGAUCGUGAUGCAGGACAAGAAAAUGCAGUAAAACCACCAAGUCCGUGAACUGCAACCAGAGUCCUACUGCCUAAUCCCUUCCUUCAGUGAUUUAGUGACAAAACUCUGAGGGGAGAUGGUGCAACUAUACUGUCAAAUCAUGUAUAAUUGUUAUCUUGUAGUCAUCCUGUCUCUUAUGUGAUCCUAUGUAUUUCUGUACAUGACUGACUGAUGUGUAAGUGAUGUACAUAGAAUCAUGGGAAGAAUAGCUGACGUGUUGAGCUUAUUCUGGAUCCAAAUAAAAGUCAAAUUCAAAUUAAUUUUUGAAUCAACUUUGUUUGAACACUAACCAUUACCUAUUGGUAAAAAGAAGAAAGUAUACCAAUGAGUCAGCUUCACUUUACAUUGUAUUUCACCAUUCUGUACAGCCAGAUCUGACAUUUCUCUGGUGGAAUGUAAUAGUACUAGUAGUAUCACUAGCUCCACAAACACUGUGGAAACAUGUAGAUAUGUGUCCCAUGAAGUUUCUUUACAGAAGUUUUCAAGUUCAAAGUCUUGAAGAGAUUGUACUUUGCAGUGUUUCAAAAACUCCAUUUUGGUCCCAUGUGUAAUGGAUAUGUCAAACUACUGGAUUACUAUAAUAUGUACACAAACAGGACAAGAUGUUUUUCUGGAAGUGAACAUCUAAUUCAAUCCUUGUAGGUCAAAGUAACAGUCAUAUAAUACAUUAAGUAUUCACCUCCUGAACGAUUUUUGAGUUCCACCAAACUAUACAUUGCAACAGCAUAAAACAUUAAAAUCUAUAAUUCCGCUAAAAUCAGCUACUGCUAGUUACAUGAAACCUUUUUAUAAUUGUGUUACUUUGCAUAAAACACACAAUGUUCUAAUUUUAGAUACAAAAAUAUCUCACAAAUAUAUUCAAGUAUGUACAAAACACAUUUCCUUACAAGUUUUUGACUCUUGCCUUUGCCUCAAUCAGAUUAAAGUCUCUGACUUAAAAAGUAAAAAAAAAGUAGGCUACCAGGACAUUUACAAUAACUAUACAUAUUACCAAGCACAAGUCACUUUUCUGGUGCAUAGAACAUGUUGUGUAAUGAAGCCAUCCCAGAUUGAUGGCUGGAAACAACCUGGACAAUAUACUUGAAAAUGUACAAUAUUAUACCAAACACAUUGUUCACCUUUGGUCAAACAUACAUUUGAAU
Branchiostoma belcheri (Belcher's lancelet) is the source of this 2724-nucleotide messenger RNA. RefSeq names its product dehydrogenase/reductase SDR family member 7-like. Bases 594 to 1574 code for a protein of 326 amino acids. The record is from RefSeq and is a predicted model, not a curated record. Gene Ontology annotation, molecular function: oxidoreductase activity. NCBI's taxonomy places the organism in Eukaryota, Metazoa, Chordata, Leptocardii, Amphioxiformes, Branchiostomatidae. The transcript has 8 exons.